AAGAUGGCGGGCGGCGGGGAAUCGCUUCCGCUUCCGGUGUGAGCGGCCGGGCCCGGGGGGAGGGGGCAAGAUGGCGGCGGCAGUAGGGGUCCGCGGCCGGUGCGAGCUGCCGCCUUGCUCCAGCCCAGGCUGGCUCUUCAGCCUUUCCGCCUUGCUGAGUGUGGCGGCACGAGGGGCCUUCGCCACCACGCACUGGGUCGUUACGGAGGACGGGAAGAUCCAGCAGCAGGUAGCGGCCUGGGAGUCCCUCUUCGCCCGUGCCCGCCCUCGCCCCGGGGGGGAUUCCCCGGUCCGGCCCCUAGCUGUGUGGCUCCGCGCGGCUCCGCCCCCAGCCUACCUUCCCACGGUGCCGGCACUGCGACCCCAGCGCUCCCUGCACUCAGACACGAAACAAUUGGUUGCUCAAAAAAUUCACAUAGAAGAAAAUGAGGACAGAGACACAGGACUGGAACAGAGACAUAAUAAAGAAGAUCCAGACUGCAUCAAAGCCAAGGUCCCCUUAGGGGACCUGGAUCUCUAUGAUGGCACAUACAUAACUCUGGAAAGCAAAGACAUCAGCCCUGAAGAUUAUAUAGACACAGAAUCUCCUGUCCCUCCAGACCCUGAGCAACCUGAUUGUACUAAAAUUCUAGAACUUCCAUAUAGUAUACAUGCUUUUCAGCAUUUGAGAGGUGUACAAGAGAGAGUUAAUCUUUCUGCACCUCUAUUACCUAAAGAAGAUCCAAUCUUCACAUAUUUAUCUAAAAGGUUAGGAAGAAGUAUAGAUGACAUAGGUCACCUCAUUCAUGAAGGCCUACAGAAGAACUCUUCCUCAUGGGUACUGUAUAACAUGGCUUCGUUUUACUGGAGAAUAAAGAAUGAGCCAUAUCAGGUAGUGGAAUGUGCCAUGCGAGCACUUCACUUCUCUUCCAGGCACAAUAAAGACAUUGCCCUGGUCAAUUUGGCAAAUGUUCUACACAGAGCACACUUCUCUGCUGAUGCUGCUGUUGUGGUCCACGCAGCUCUGGAUGACAGUGACUUCUUCACUAGCUAUUACACUUUGGGGAAUAUAUAUGCAAUGCUUGGGGAGUAUAACCACUCAGUGCUCUGUUAUGACCAUGCUUUACAGGCCAAACCUGGGUUUGAGCAAGCUAUAAAGAGGAAGCAUGCUGUGCUAUGUCAGCAAAAACUCGAGCAGAAAUUAGAGGCUCAACAUAGAUCUCUCCAGCGAACACUGAAUGAGUUAAAAGAGUAUCAAAAGCAGCAUGACCACUACCUGAGACAGCAGGAGAUCCUGGAAAAACAUAAACUGAUUCAGGAGGAACAAAUCUUAAGAAAUAUCAUACAUGAGACUCAAAUGGCAAAAGAGGCACAAUUAGGAAAUCAUCAGAUAUGCCGUCUGGUCAACCAGCAGCAUAGUUUACAUUGCCAGUGGGACCAGCCUGUGCGCUAUCAUCGUGGAGAUAUCUUUGAAAAUGUGGACUAUGUUCAGUUUGGUGAGGAUUCAUCAACAUCCAGUAUGAUGUCUGUGAACUUUGAUGUUCAGUCAAAUCAGAGUGAUAUCAGUGAUUCCAGCAAGUCUUCUCCCAUAGCCCAUUCUAUUCUCUGGAUCUGGGGCAGGGACUCUGAUGCAUACAGGGACAAACAGCAUAUUUUGUGGCCUAAAAGAGCAGAUUGUACAGAAAGCUACCCUAGAGUCCCUGUUGGUGGGGAAUUGCCAACAUAUUUUCUGCCUCCGGAAAACAAAGGACUCAGGAUCCACGAACUCAACAGUGAUGAUUAUUCUUCAGAAGAAGAGGCCCAAACCCCUGACUGUUCCAUAACUGACUUCAGAAAAAGCCACACUCUGUCCUACUUAGUCAAAGAAUUAGAGGUCCGCAUGGAUCUGAAAGCCAAAAUGCCAGAUGACCAUGCACGAAAACCUCUGACCUUUUUGAGCCUUGGAAAUGCUUACCUUGCUCUGAAGAAUAUCAGUGGGGCACUUGAAGCCUUUAGACAGGCUUUGAAAUUAACUACCAAAUGCCCAGAGUGUGAAAACAGCCUGAAGUUAAUCCGCUGUAUGCAGUUUUAUCCUUUUCUGUACAACAUCACCUCUUCCGUUUGCAGUGGUACAGUGGUUGAGGAGAGUAAUGGUUCUGAUGAGAUGGAGAAUUCGGAUGAAACAAAGAUGUCAGAAGAGAUACUGGCUUUGGUGGAUGAAUUUCAACAAGCCUGGCCUUUGGAAGGCUUUGGGAGUGCACUAGAGAUGAAAGGACGGCGUCUAGAUUUGCAGGGGAUAAGGGUGCUAAAAAAAGGUCCCCAGGAUGGAGUGGCCAAAAGUUCUUGCUAUGGAGACUGCAAAAGUGAAGAUGAUGAAGCAACAGAAUGGAUCACGUUCCAGGUCAAACGUGUAAAGAAACCCAAAGGAGAUCAUAAGAAAACUCCUGGGAAAAAGGCAGAAUCAAAUCAGGCAGAAAAUGGACAUCAUCACCAAGCAAACCUGGAGAUCACUGGCCCAAAAGUGGCAUCUCCUGGGCCACAAGGAAAAAAACGUGACUACCAGAGUCUGGGAUGGCCCAGCCCGGAUGAGUGCCUCAAACUCCGCUGGGUAGAGCUGACUGCCAUUGUGAGUACCUGGCUCGCAGUUUCUUCAAAAAACAUUGACAUCACAGAACACAUAGACUUUGCCACCCCGAUACAACAGCCAGCGAUGGAACCCCUUUGCAAUGGCAAUCUCCCCACCAGUAUGCAUACCCUGGACCACUUGCAUGGAGUUUCCAACCGAGCCAGCCUGCACUACACGGGUGAGAGUCAGUUAACAGAGGUAUUGCAAAAUCUUGGCAAAGACCAGUAUCCACAGCAGUCACUUGAACAGAUUGGCACUCGAAUUGCCAAAGUUUUGGAAAAGCAUGGAAUGGAAGCUCAAACCCUAAUACUCCCUUCUUGCCAUUUUCCGUUCUUCUCCCAGGAUGUGCCCCUGAUUAGCCUGGCCAACAUCUUGCACAAUGCCAAGCUCUGGAACGACGCCGUCAUAGUAGCCACCAUGGCAGUAGAGAUUGCGCCACACUUUGCUGUGAACCACUUCACGCUGGGCAACGUCUACGUGGCCAUGGAAGAAUUUGAAAAAGCACUGGUGUGGUAUGAAUCAACACUGAAGCUGCAGCCUGAGUUUGUCCCAGCCAAGAACCGAAUCCAGACCAUCCAAUGUCACUUAAUGCUGAAGAAGGGGCGGCGUUCUCCUUAGUGUACUUCUUCCUCUCUUUCUCUUUACUCAUGCUCUUAAAAAAAAGAAUAAGAAAAGAAACCAAUCAUUGUCAGUAUCUACUUUUAAUGAUGUGUUUGAAAAUAACCGAGUAAGACUUAUAACAGGACUUUUACAUAUGUGGGAAUUGGUUUGUUUAUGUUUUUUAAGUUCCUUCUUUCCCCCAACCAACCUCAAAAGAGACAUCUUCAGAAACAAAUUUCUUAAAAGGAAAAUGCAGCUUAAAGAUAUUAUGUAAAUACUGAGCCAAGACUUUUCUGGAGCUGUGCUCUGUUUCCAAAACCUCGAUGCCUUUAGGGCUUUUCUCAGUGGUCCAGCCGGCCUCCUCUUUGGAGGAGAACGAAACCACCUUGCACAUUCUCAGCUUCCUGUCGUAGCCUCUGUUGUCAAUGGAAAUGCAAAAGCCCAUUUGGUGCCAGUCAGUGAGAAGCAAUGUUCUGCACUCUCGCCGUUAGAUCUCCGUGCUGUCCCCAGUCUUGUCCGUUCCAUGCUGCUAUGUUACAAACUCUCAGAGGUAGUUUGCAGGGGAAAAAGGGGGAAUGAUUUUACAAACAAAAUAUUUACAACAACAAAACUCUUAGGAUCACCUGACCUUUGUAAUGUUAUUUAUGUUGGGGAGGGAGGGGGGCUGAGAAGGGGAAAUCAGCAGUGUGCAACAUCUUUAUCAUUUGUACUUUAAUUACAAAUCACAAGGAAACCAAUAAGUUGAAAUCUUAUGUAACAGGUUUAUAUAUAUAGAAUAUGUAUAUUUGAAGCCCUCUACAGACUGAGUCUAUGUUUUACUAAUUCUUUGUUCGCCGUGUUACCCAUCUCGGAAUAAGGUGUGAGUGUCAGCUCCCUCUCUCUGAGGCCCUCAGACUUAGCUCCUCGGAGAGAGAAAUGAGCCAGGGUUGAAUGUUUCCAUACAAUGCUUUUACCUUUGGUCCCAGGAGAAUCAGAAACUCCAAUAUUUUGGAAUCUUCAAGGGCACAUACUGAAAACAAAAAUAAAAGUUGUUUAUGAGCAAA
This is a messenger RNA of Propithecus coquereli (Coquerel's sifaka), 4227 nucleotides long. RefSeq names its product tetratricopeptide repeat domain 17 (gene TTC17). Gene Ontology annotation, biological process: cilium organization; actin filament polymerization. Gene Ontology annotation, molecular function: protein binding. NCBI's taxonomy places the organism in Eukaryota, Metazoa, Chordata, Mammalia, Primates, Indriidae. The transcript is spliced from 21 exons. Gene Ontology annotation, cellular component: actin cytoskeleton; cytoplasm. The record is from RefSeq and is a predicted model, not a curated record. Bases 71 to 3202 code for a protein of 1043 amino acids.